CAAGAACGAUAUAUAUAUAUCCAACGUUUUCAAAUCCACCACGCUAUUUCUGGUUUUCUUGCCCCCAUGGGAUUCCACUUUUCUCUAAAUUUCACGUUCUGAAUAUGAAGUUUGGCGUGUUUGAUUUAUUAAUUAUAUUAAUAGGGCUCGCGUUCUGCGCGGACAAUCCCGUAGCCGGAGAGUCGCUGACGUGCUUGACGGUGUAUAAGGAGGGCGGGGCGCCGGCGGUGUUCCAAUCUCCGAGAUGCCCUCGCUGGACCCUCUCGAGUUUCAAAUCCCAACCCAACCGGCAGCCCGGGGCAUGCCAGUCGGCGAUGCUCCAAGGCCGCCGGAAGUCACAGGAAGAUCGUAUUCACUGUGUUUUGGACCUUCGCAUCCCCUUCCCAGGUCCGCAGGGGGUUAAAGAAGUGAAGGUUGGAAUAAUGGCGAUUUUUGAUGGGCAUAAUGGUUCGGAAGCUAGUGAAAUGGCAUCGGAAUUGCUGGUGGAGUAUUUUGUUUUGCAUACUUAUUUUCUUCUUGAUUCCACUUACUCCAUUUUGUCGAGGAAAUUCAUAAGACGGCUGCCAAAUAAAGGAGAUGAUGGUCCUGGUUUUCAGAAGAUUGACUGGAAUGACGACCUUGAUCGUCCAAUUUGGGAUUUUGGAAGGUUCAAGGUCACAUUGUCAGCUAUUUUAGAUGGAUCAUUCCCCUUUGAACUACUGAGGGAAGCAUUGUUAAGGGCAAUCCGUGAUAUUGAUGCAGCAUUUUCUAAGGAUGCAACUAGAUUUAACCUCAACUCCGGCACUACCGCAACAGUUGUGCUUGUAGCAGAUACUCAGAUUCUAGUUGCUAAUGUAGGUGACUCGAAAGCAAUUUUGUGCUCUGAAGUAUAUCAGUCUCCAUCUGAGGCUAAAGCAACUGUAUUAAGGGUAGUCAGAGAGAGGAGAAGUAGCGGCAUUUCUACAUCCGUAAAAGAGUACCGCCAAUUAAAAUCAAUGGCAUCUAAUGGAUGGACAUUUUUGAUUGCUAAGGAACUGACAAAUGAUCACCAUCCUGAUAGAGAUGAUGAGAAAUCCCGGGUCGAAUCUGCUGGAGGCCAUAUUUCGGAGUGGGCUGGUGUGGCUCGAGUUAACGGGCAAUUGGCUGUAUCAAGAGCAAUUGGAGACAUACAUUUUAAAAGUUUUGGCGUAAUCUCGGUACCUGAGGUAACAGAGUGGCAACCGUUGACCGCCAAUGACAGCUAUGUGAUUGCUGCAUCUGAUGGUGUUUUUGAAAAGCUUAGACCCCAGGAUAUUUGCGAUAUGUUGUGGGAACCCCUGUCUCAUUUUACUAGACCACCAGAGCUCAAUUCUUCAUGUUCAUACUCAUUAGCUGAUUGCAUAGUUAAUACUGCGUUUGAGCGAGGUAGUAUGGAUAACUUAGCAGCUGUAUUGAUUCCAGUGAAAGCAUCAGGUUCUUUGGAACCUUUUCUAAAGGAUAGGAGUUAUACAGCCAGGAAAGUUGAUUACUCAGCAGUAGGAGGUCAAAGGCAGAUCGAUGAGAAUUCAGCUGAUGACAACACUCCAGUACUCAUGGAACUGCAGCCUCAUCCAGAUGUUGCCAAGUUUGAUAGAUUAUUGGUUGAAGGAAAGCACAACUUUGGCUGCUUUUAUUUAUCUGAGAACCUUGAUGUGAAUGAUGAUUACACAUUUUGGGUCCACAAAGAAGACCAGGGAUUUGUGUCUGAUCAGUCACCUGCUUUAACUGGCACUGAUCAGUUUCUCUGGAGUGGACAAUUAGAUUUGUACAAUGAUCAACAUAUAUGUGUGCAUUUUGGAAUGCAUAUUGAUGAGGAUAAAGAUCAGUGCAUGAAUUCUGAUGCCUUUGCAAGAUUCCUUGGUUUGCUGGAAUCAAUUCCUUUCCAUAAUACUGGUCAAAAUGAGCAUGUGACAUCAGACACAAGGUACAUAUUGAAGAAGAAGUUUGACCGUGGAGCAUUUGGAGAAGUUUGGCUUGCUUUCAAUUGGAAUUGUUCUCAAGUUGGGAAAGAUCUCAAAAGCAGGCAUGUACAGAAAAAUAUUUCGUACAGAAAUGAGCAUUUGAGGGCAUAUGGUGAAAAUACAGCUGGAAAUGCGUCUGCUGGAGAUUGCAAUGCUGAUUCUGAUGACAAUAUGUUCAUUUUGAAGCGGAUAAUGGUGGAAAGGGGAAUUUCUGCCUACUUGAGUGGGUUACGUGAGAAAUAUUUUGGUGAAGUUUUUUUGAAUGCCUCAAGUUCUCUACAAGGUUCAUCAUCUCCUGCAGAACCAGAUUGUGUCUCGAAAAUAUCACAAUGCAAUGUGUAUGGCUUCACAAAUGUAAAUGAAUCAUUUGAGGAAUCCUUGAGUCUUGAGGAUGUGAUUUUUAGGGAAAAAGGACUGCAUGGAGCAGCCUAUGAAGAAGGAUUGAAUCAUAUUGCCAGAUACGUUGAGUCCUUUGAGUCACGAUCUAAUGAGAUAUGGCUUGUAUUUCGUCAUGAAGGUGUUUCCUUGUCAAAACUUUUGUACACUGCUGAAGAAGUUGUAACUGAUGCUGACAAAGAAAAAAGUGAGCAUGGGAAGCGUGUUCAGAUAUUACGUCCAUCAAGAUGGUGGCACUGGUUGAGGACUACAGAAGCAGGGCAACAGGAGUUUCGUAAUAUAAUAUGGCAGUUGUUGAAGGCGCUUAAAUCCUGCCACGAUCGUAACAUCACUCAUAGGGAUAUUAAACCUGAAAACAUGGUAAUAUGCUUUGAAGAGAAGGACUCAGGAGGCUGCUUGAGAGGAAGCCCAGACAGUGAUAAGAACUACACCACUAAAAUGCGCAUUAUUGACUUCGGUAGCGCUGUGAAUGAUUUCACGGUGAAGCAUUUAUAUGGGUCUGUCGGACCUUCUAGUGCCGAACAAACAUCUGAAUAUGCUCCACCAGAAGCUUUCCUAAACGUGAGUUGGUAUCGUGGGCCGUCUAGCGUCACUGCAAAGUAUGAUAUGUGGAGUGUUGGUGUGGUAAUCCUGGAGUUUAUUUUAGGAUCUCCCAAUGUGUUUCAAAUAAAUUCUAUUACUCAAGCUCUUCUAGAUCAGCACCUCAAGGGUUGGAAUGAUAGCUUGAAAGAGCUUGCAUACAAACUUAGAGCUUUGAUGGAGAUGUGCAUCUUGAUUCCUGGAAUUUCCUCAAAGCUUCGUCAAAAUUGGGGUACAAAUGGCCAGGGUUCCAGUUCACCAGUUUCCUGGAAGUGCUCUGAAGAGUAUUUCUCUUAUCAGAUACAGAAUAGAGAUCCUCUUAAAUUGGGGUUUCCAAAUGUAUGGGCUUUGCGUUUAGUACGUGACUUAUUGCGGUGGGAUCCAGAGGACCGACUUGGUGUUGAUGAUGCACUUAAACAUCCCUAUUUUUCAUCAGCGUCUUGGAAGUCGACUCGUGGAAAAGUCUAGUUUGUACCUGUACAGGAUCAAAACUGCAGCCAUCAGCACUAUACCAAUUUCUUGUGGACAGGAUUGUUGAUAAACCUUCUACAAAAGGGAGCAAUCAUUGGCUUUUCUAGCUUGGUUUCCAACUUCCUUUGGUGGUCCAGUCAUGGAUCCCAACAGAAAACAGCAACUCAAAUGACCCUGCUGAAAGCUAUAGCCCAAAAUCUUGAAAUGAAGAUUACAAUAUCUUGAAAUACGGCUUUCUAUUUGCUUUCUGACCACAACUAGGAAGGAAAAAUGCACAAGGUAAGCCGGGCAUGGCAAACUAGCUUGGGGAAGCUACAGAAAACAGCGAAGGGAACAAUAGAGGCUGACACUGGAUCCAAGUUCACCCUCAGUGAACUUCAAAAGGUUUCAUUAAUAAUGUUCCCUCUUUGCAGGUUAUUAUUUUCAAUUUAUUUGCUUGUAAUGCUUGCCUGCAUCAUAAUCAACUGUUUGUGGUGUUGAAAUUGACUUAACCUAUAUACAUCAUAAUUUUUGUCCAUAGUGAUUGAUAUUGGAGCAGAGAUUUCAACUAUUGCAAUGAGUCUUAUCUUAGAAGAAUAUUUUUGAUGAGUGGUUGACUGAACACCCACCUUAAUGAUAAGUAUUCUGAAAUCCCACUCCCGUUCCCACUUUGUACAGCCCAAUAAAUCUGGUUAAUUUUGCUUGUCCAGGAACAAAUAUCUUACCUUA
Molecule: messenger RNA, 4112 nt
Organism: Sesamum indicum (sesame)
Lineage: Eukaryota; Viridiplantae; Streptophyta; Magnoliopsida; Lamiales; Pedaliaceae
Product: kinase superfamily protein
Biological process (GO): protein dephosphorylation; protein phosphorylation
Molecular function (GO): protein kinase activity; ATP binding; protein serine/threonine phosphatase activity
Source: RefSeq, a predicted model, not a curated record